AUGAACCUCUUAUCUAACCCAACACCAACACACGUCGUAGAUUAAAUACUUGAUACAUCGCUCCAACCCAACCAGUUAUCCAACGGCCCCCGCGUUGAACGUACUGCCGCGCUUCUUUACUUCCAACUGUAAAAUGUAUCAAAAUGGUCGUUUCUAAACUCGAAAAAUGCCUUCGUAACUGUAAAGUGACAGAGACUAUAGCGUUAUUCGUCGAACCUAAUCAUCCUAAGCGGUUUUUUAAAUACAGUUGACCAAAGUUUUACGUUCCGCCGUUUGGAACACUUUAAAACUUGAAAUUGGACAUUUAAAGUUCGAAAUUUGAAAAUUGACUCAAUAAUGGCGAGUAAUAAAUACGCGCGUGUUCAUUCGUACGGGAGCAUGAGCUCAAGAAGUGACGACGAUAUGGUGGUGCAUUCGCAACUCUACCCUUAUCCGAAGAAAAUGGUGGUGCAGCGAGAGAUUUUGUAUGAAGAGGAGCAUCCUCCGUUCCAACCUUUAAUAGCCACUGAGAGGUUGUUUGGAAAGACUCGUUUUACUUUUCUGCUGCUGAGUUAUGUGGCGUUCUACUUUGUCUAUCUGAUUUCUGGUGCAUUGGUGUUCUCGGCUUUGGAAGCACCCAUGGAAAACCAGGUGCGGUUGGAUGUGAUCAGAGCGAAGCAGGAUUUUAUAAUGCGGCAUCCGAAUAUUUUAGCUGAUGACCUGGAAUCGCUGAUAGAAGUGGUGGUGCGAGCCACCAACCAGGGCGUGCCGGCGGCGCAGAACGUGAGCGGCGGACCCAACUGGAGCUUCGGACAGUCGCUGUUCUUCUCUUCUACUGUCAUUACUACUAUCGGCUACGGCCACGUGACCCCCCUCUCCAAGAUGGGCAAGCUGUUCUGCAUGCUAUACGCAGUGCUGGGUAUCCCCCUGACCCUGAUCCUGCUCUCGGCGCUGGUGGAGCGACUACUGCUGCCAGCCACGGCGCUGCUGCGGACCCUGAACGCUGAACUUGGCCACCUUUACAGGCCUUUUACUAUACGGCUGGUGCACCUUUCAAUUAUUGUGACGUUCCUGGUGGUGUUCUUCCUCGUCAUUCCAGCUGCGAUCUUCGCCUCCCUUGAGCCAGGCUGGGACUACCUGGACUCGUUCUACUACUGCUUCAUUUCGCUGACCACCAUAGGCCUGGGCGACUACAUUCCUGGAGACUCACCUGGGCAGGAGUACCGCCCCUUGUACAAAGUGGCUACUACUUUCUUCCUACUGGCCGGGCUGACAUUCCUCAUGCUGACAUUAACCGUUUUCUACGACAUCCCGCAACUGAACCUCAGCACUGUCUUCUCCUCCGUGAAACUGGACGAGGACCCGGAGAAGAUGCGUCUCAGCGGCUCCGGCGUCAUGGGUCCCGGCUACGGCAUCGGCGGCCUCGUCAUGAGGGACGACUACAACCAUCACGACCAGCGCCGGUCCGUCGUGCACAUUCGGCCACAUUUGGACGACAGUCCCAGCCCUGAGGACACCACGCCUGUCCAUGCUAGGGAUAUGAGGGUGCCUCAUGUCCAUUAAGCGGUUACGUUGGACUUGCCUGGCAAAAUGAACAAAUUUAAACCAAAAUAAACAGUGAAUAGAUCUUCAUUGAGAAGGGACAAAGAUCUAGAAAGUAAAAAAGAUCGAUCAGAGAGUCAGAUCUGUUUGCUCUUGCUGUUUUUUUGUUUGUAACGUACUCGAUAUAUCAAAACAAAUGUUAAGAAUCACCACUAUCGACAAUUAUCGACGUGUGCACUACAAUUCACGAGAUACCUACGUUUGUUUUGGAGUACGCGAUUUUAAAUUUUGCCUAGGCAUGUCUUAAGCGUCAGGACAAUUGGCUAUAUUGACAGCAUUUGCAAGGGAACAAAGAAAAUGGCAUUGCCAAUUAGGAAUCUCUUCACGCUCUAGGAUUCCUAAGUCUAUGGCUGUUCCCUGAGUAAAUAGCAAGUGCUACGUAAAAAAUAAUCUGACAAUCAUUUGUUUUUAUGCAAUGUACUUGGCGCGGAGCAUAAUUGGCAUAAUUCGAAUUCUAUUUAUGUAAAAAUAUAGUUCAUAUAGUAUUCCUUAUAUAAUAUUUGAAAUAUAUUUCAAUCUAUAUUUAAUACAUGACUAUGCUCUUUUUUAUAAGAGCGCAGUAUUGCGGUAGGUAUGGUUUUGAUUUACCUAAUUGUUUUGAGUAUGAAAAUGAUUUUGUCUAUAAAUAAAAAUUUUAUAAUUAUGAGAAAAGGGUUCAUUUAAAUAUAUACAUAUAUAUAUAUAAUACAUGAAAAAAGACCAUCAAAACAACUAAAAAUUAAAAGAUUGUUGUUUCUUAAAAAAAAGUGUCAAAGUAGGUAUCCAUACGUUUAUACCGUGCGAAUAUGUGCCUAAUUCGCAACUCCUGUCGAUUUAAAACACUCCCUUCGGUCGUGUUUUAAUUUAUAGCCACUCGUUUUGAAUUUCCUCUUUUCCGCACUUGUAUCGUAAAUAACUAUUUCGAUGUAGACGGUAGACCCUCAGGCGCCCUCAGGAGUGAAAUGCAUCGAAAAUGCCUACUUUGAUAUGUGUAUCUACCUUGUGCAAGGAAAAUGUCAUCUAUGUUUCCUGCAUGUUUGUACAGAACUUUACAAAAUUAGUGUUGUAGAUAUAUCAAUAAAAAACAGCUUAAUAUCCAAAUGGUUCCAAAAUUAAACUCUGGAGAAAUCGCAUAAGUUCAUAGGUAACAAAAUUUCUUAAUUUUGACUGCGCAGUCUUCAAAUUGAUACUUACAUGCUACAAAUAUGUAACGUAGGUACCUAAAUUAUUUCACAAACUUUGCACACGCUAUCACUUGUUUCCAUGCACCGCAUUAUAUCGAAGACCGUCCUCUUAAAAAAACUAACAGUGAUGUUAACAAUUAACAUACAGAUAUAGUGCAUCAUUAUUUUCCAUCGUAUUUUCUCGGAAACGUUCGUAUUUGUCAUGCUAGGUACUUCAGUCAACGUCAGUACUUUUUAUACCGAGACUAAAUGAAAAAGCAAGACACGUUCGUACGUUUACGUAAAAAAACAAUGGAAAAUAAUUAUGCACUAUAUAAUACCUUGGAAAAUUCGUCGAAUUCACAACCGCUGGUGAAACUAGCUGAACUGAGCACAUUAAGACUGACAAGGAUUUAACAAAUUUUCGCACUUUUCUAUUUUCACAUUAGAUUUUGUAUGGGGACUAAAUGA
Cydia splendana is the source of this 3194-nucleotide messenger RNA. Its product is annotated as potassium channel subfamily K member 1-like. Gene Ontology annotation, molecular function: outward rectifier potassium channel activity; potassium ion leak channel activity. The record is from RefSeq and is a predicted model, not a curated record. Gene Ontology annotation, cellular component: plasma membrane. NCBI's taxonomy places the organism in Eukaryota, Metazoa, Arthropoda, Insecta, Lepidoptera, Tortricidae. Bases 337 to 1542 code for a protein of 401 amino acids. The transcript is spliced from 5 exons. Gene Ontology annotation, biological process: potassium ion transmembrane transport; stabilization of membrane potential.